Molecule: messenger RNA, 1200 nt
Organism: Plasmopara halstedii
Lineage: Eukaryota; Oomycota; Peronosporomycetes; Peronosporales; Peronosporaceae
Exons: 3
Coding region: 1-1200 (399 amino acids)
Source: RefSeq, a predicted model, not a curated record
AUGGGCAAGUCACCUGUGCGUCGAGUAUUUACGCUCGUGUCAUCAAGCAGUGUGCUAAGCUAUCGUCGGAAGAUUUCUGAACCUGCUGACAAUCAGCAGCUCGAGCAGCAGCCAGCGGCCAUGGAGCAGCAACAGCAACAAAAUCAUUUAGAUCACAAAAAAUAUCAACCAACACUUCAAUCUCAGCCACAUCCACCAAGCAUCUCCAGCACCAACAAUCAUCAAGGUACAGAAAGAAAGAUGCAAUUUACCCGUCGCAUGCCACACAAUCCAAAACGACCGCAACGUGCAGUGGUCAAGCAGCGGCGGUGGAAGCCCAAGAUAACGCAGCCUGUCCUAUUGCCGCAGCGAAGCUGGAAUAAAAGUGGGAAGGAAGUAGACGAUGAGGAGGAAGACGAAGAGACAACUUUUUUUAAAGCACAGCGCCGGACGCAAAAGCUGCUGGCGAGCGCGGCCGAUGGAAAAAUCAAGAACGCGAUAGUGACGAAAGUUACAACGUCUGAGAUUUUUUUGGCGGAAACAUCAAGUCAAGAAACGCAGAGUGGAUCUGAAGAUGAGAACUUGUUCAUGCCUUACAGCAACCUGUCAACGUUUGUGCGGUCUCCUGCCCAGCUGCACGGAGUGAAACAGCAGGAGACUACGGCCGUACAGAUGGAGCAAAAAGAAGUUAUUAAACAGAUACGGCCGGUGAAGGCGAUAGCAAGACGAACGGAAGCCCAGGAAGCGCGGAAUUCAGGUCAACCUUUGAUUUGGUGGAACCAGUGCCAAAAAGUCAAGCGGCAACAAAAGCAAAAGCUUGUGGCAGCCAAGGAUCAAAAACGGCCUUUACGCGAACAAAGGCAAUUGCACAUGGACUUAAACACGCAUUCAUAUGAUGUUGUGGAUGCGAAUGAGGGCAAUUCACUAAACGAAGACAUUGUUGAAUUGAACAAAAUUGUUCCAUACAUCGUGGUUGGCAAUGUAGCUUGUCCUAUUGCAACUAAUGGGCAACGACCUAUGCGGGCUGGUAUGGCGGAAAAGGGCAAAGCUGUUGACAUGAUUAUGGAGGAUUUUUGCCAGCACCUGAUUCAAAAGACACAGAUGCGAUAUCGCGAUAGCUUCGUGGUGGAAGACUCAGGGUUUGAUGCAGCUUCGAGCUACGACUUUUUUAAUAGUCGUUUCACAGAAAUCCAAAAUAGUACCAGCAUUGUGUACUUCUAA